This is a messenger RNA of Racocetra fulgida, 734 nucleotides long. NCBI's taxonomy places the organism in Eukaryota, Fungi, Glomeromycota, Glomeromycetes, Diversisporales, Gigasporaceae. The record is from the annotation of a GenBank genome assembly.
CUUUUGAACAACGUGGGCAUACAUCAUUACUAACUGGAAAAGUCCAACUUCGUUUAGGGGUUUUUGAAGAUGGUGAUCAAUCUGAAGAUGACAAUAUACAUCUUGAUUUAAAUCAGCGUACUGAUUACAUAAAAAAUCUGAUGGCUGAUCUUCCUCCUGCGCCUACGGGAUUAGUAAUCAAAGAAAAGGAAGACCAUGAAUUGGGUACACCAUUAGCACCAUCCCCUAAUCAACAAGAUACAUAUGAUUCUGUCGAAGGUUUUCGAACAGACUUUCAAAAUGAAAAAGAUGAAGAACCUCAAACAAAAGUUCAAAAUGAAAAUAAUGUUGAACCUCAAAAAAAUAUUCAAAAUGAAAAAAAUGGAAAACUUCAAAAAAACAUUCAAAAUGAAAAAAACGAUCAAAAUGAAAAAAAUGUUGAACCUCCAAAAAAAGUUGUAAAGAAAAAAAAGAAAAUCGUUUUACAAAUGUCUUUGUUUGGUAAAAUCUGGACUGCUCUAGAUAGAAUGACAACACCAAGAACCAGGAAACGUUUUCAGGGUGUGAACUCUCUUACUUUAAAUAGUGAUGAUUCAUCUUCACUUUGUGAUGAUAAACAACUUCAUAUCACUGCCAAUAUUGAAAGUGAACUCAUUGAACUAACAAAAAAUGAUAAAAGCGGUCCGUUUAAAGAUUUACUUGGAAACUUAAAGCUUACAAUAGAAGAGAUGGACGCAUUCGUUAGAGUACUUCGG